CACACUGCGCCCGAAAUCAUGACGUCAAACUCAAAGUACGGAGUCCCGGAUAUUAAGACGAAAGAUGGCAUUGAGUUUGGAAAGGAACUCCAAGAAAAAGAGUUUCUUUUCGACAAAGGAUACAUCGGCUUGAAUCACGGCUCCUUUGGCACUUACCCGCGUCCUGUCCGUGAUAGACUGCGAGCCUUUCAGGAUGCUUCAGAAGCGCAGCCCGACAAGUUCAUUCUCUACGACUACCCCCGGUACCUUGAUGAAGCCCGGGAAGCCAUGGCCAAGCUACUCAACACGCCGUCUUCCACGCUGGUCUUCGUCCCCAACGCCACCACGGGUGUAAACAUUGUCCUGCGCAACCUCGUCUUCACCCCAGAAGACCACAUCCUCAUCUUCAGUAACAUCUACGGUGCCUGCGAGCGAACCGUCUCGUACAUUACCGAGACCACGCCCGCGCAGUCCGUAAAGGUCGAGUACGCCCUCCCUUUCGAAGACGACUGGCUCGUCGAGCAGUUCGAAAGUAAGGUCCGAGACGUCGAGGCCAAAGGCGGAAAAGUCAAAAUCGCAAUCUUCGACACCGUAGUCAGCAUGCCGGGCAUCCGCCUGCCGUUUGAGCGUCUGACGGCCAAAAGCAAGGAACUGGGCAUCCUGAGCUGCAUCGAUGGCGCCCACGGCGUUGGCCACGUCGAAAUCGACCUGGGUACUCUGGACCCGGACUUCUUCGUCAGCAACUGCCACAAGUGGCUCCAUGUCCCCCGCGGCACGGCAAUCUUCCACGUCGCACACCGUGCCCAGCAUCUCAUCCGCAGCACGCUCCCCACCUCGCAUGGCUUCACGCCCAAAAACGGGAAGUUCGUCUCGCCCUUUUCCAAGCCCGUGUAUCACAAUCGCAGCCAGCAGACAGGCGCUGAGCAGAAUACGUCGGAGCAGCAGACUGCUGGUACCGCUGCAUCCAGCGAGAAGCCAGAAUUUGUCGCAAACUUCGAGUUCGUAGGUACCAUAGACUCCAGCCCGUACUUGUGCGUCCCCACAGCACUGAAAUGGCGCGAGUCUCUUGGCGGCGAAGCCGUCAUCCGCUCGUACUGCACCACACUCGCACAAGCAGCCGGCCAGCACGUCGCAUCAGUCCUGGGCACUCAUGUGCUGGAAAACCGUACUCGCACCCUCGGCCAAUGCUGUCUCUCCAACGUGCUGCUCCCAAUUUCCCUGGAAAAAGUCCAUGCGACAGCCAGGCUCGCUGGCAUUGAUCCCGACGACGCGGGGCUCAAAGUCAGGGAUUGGAUGAAGAAGUUGAGCAGUGAACAGUACAAUACAUUCAUCAUGGUGUAUUGGUAUGCUGGGAAGUGGUGGACGCGCCUCAGCGGCCAGGUUUACCUUGACAUGCGCGAUUUCGAGUGGGCGGCACACACGCUCAAGGAAAUGUGUGCAAGGGUGGAGAGUGGCGAGUGGGCGGGUGUGAAGGGGAGGCUUUGAGCUGUAUUUGUUUAUGGCUCGUGAAGAAAAGGAGCUUGUUUGACGUAGACAAACAUUUGGGAAUUAACGGAAGCUUUUUUGUGGAUGUUUGUGCGGGUACAUUGGGACUAUAUACGUUGGAUGGUGGGCACGUAUCGUGUUUCUAAGCCUUCUCUACUACAGUG
Exserohilum turcica Et28A is the source of this 1628-nucleotide messenger RNA. RefSeq lists its product as uncharacterized. The coding region runs from base 19 to 1464 and encodes 481 amino acids. The transcript is spliced from 2 exons. The record is from RefSeq and is a predicted model, not a curated record. Lineage: Eukaryota; Fungi; Ascomycota; Dothideomycetes; Pleosporales; Pleosporaceae.